This is a messenger RNA of Chenopodium quinoa (quinoa), 852 nucleotides long. Its product is annotated as tropomyosin-2-like. Bases 1 to 852 code for a protein of 283 amino acids. NCBI's taxonomy places the organism in Eukaryota, Viridiplantae, Streptophyta, Magnoliopsida, Caryophyllales, Amaranthaceae. The transcript is spliced from 2 exons. The record is from RefSeq and is a predicted model, not a curated record.
AUGCUGCGCGUAGAGGGGCUCAAACGAGCUUAUGCCCGCAAGUCUGAAGAGGUAAGGAGAAGCAAACGGGCUGUUGAUGACGCCCAUAAUGUUGCUGACUACUCUUUGUACAUGCAUGGCUUAGAAUCUAAAUCUAUACGCAUGGAACAGGCGGAGAAGGCCAAGGCCCUCCAACAGCAGAUUGAUCAGCUGAAAAACCAAGUUGACCAACUGCAGGCGUCCCUGGAAGAUGCCAAUAAAAAGUUGGAGGAACAGAAAGAGCCCCUCCAACGGCUGAGCAAGGCGGAGACUGAAAAUGGCCGCCUUGCCAAAGAGAAUGAGCGCCUGCGCAAAGAGGCGGCUGCUGCCAAUGAGAACUUCAAGGCCACCUUGGAGUCGGAGCAGGAGAGGCUCAUUGAAGAGAAUGAGCAUGACUGUGCUAUGCUGCGCGUGAGCAGUCUCAAAGGGCCACUCAAUGAGAAGACUAGGGAGGUAAAGGCAGCGAAUGUUCGGGCCGCCUCUACUCUGGACAAAGCUCAGUUUGAGAUUGCUCAAAAUGAAAUUUUGACACUUGAUAUGUUGUAUUCCCAAGCGUCAACAAAUCUACAAAACCAGCAGAACUUGGACGCAGCAAAGCAACGGGUGCAGGAGUUCCAAGAGAAGGUCAAGGGACUUAAGGAGAAGCUGGAGACUCUCAAGGAGGCGGAAUCCAAGGCGUCCAACCUAGGGGAGACGGUCAAGAGACUCCGAGGGUGGCUGUGCAACCAGGAGACCCAACUCCGGACCAAGUAUAGGUCCUUGAUGGAGGAGGAGAAACAGGACUUGGUUAAACAAGUGAUGGACGAUAAUGAGGUCGUCAUGCGUGCGUCCUAG